Molecule: messenger RNA, 2742 nt
Organism: Ogataea philodendri
Lineage: Eukaryota; Fungi; Ascomycota; Pichiomycetes; Pichiales; Pichiaceae
Exons: 1
Coding region: 1-2742 (913 amino acids)
Biological process (GO): endoplasmic reticulum to Golgi vesicle-mediated transport; intracellular protein transport; protein secretion
Cellular component (GO): endoplasmic reticulum-Golgi intermediate compartment; COPI vesicle coat; endoplasmic reticulum
Molecular function (GO): structural molecule activity
Source: RefSeq, a predicted model, not a curated record
AUGUCCACCCAUACUUACAAAAAGUUCGAGGACAUCGACUCCGGCACGCUGCCGGACAAAAUGACCGUGUACCAGGAGUGUUUGCAGGCGUUCAAUGCCAGUCCGAUCCAAGCAAAACGGUGCAGAUUGUUGUUGUCACGGCUGUUAAGACUCCUGUAUGCCGGCGAGACGUUCCCCAAAACAGAGGCCACCAACUUGUUCUUUUCCACCUCCAAGUUGUUCCACCACAACGAUGGUUCUCUCAGACAACUGGUCUACUUGGCUAUCAAGGAAUUGUGUUCAUUGUCGGACGAUAUUUUGAUGGCGACGGCUUCGAUCAUGAAAGACAUCCAAGGAGGUGAUAUUCUAUACAAGCCUAAUGCAGUGAGAACACUUGCGCGUGUUUUGGACGGUAGUACCAUUCAUGCUGCUGAGAGAGCAAUGAAGAACUGUGUUGUGGACAAAAAUCCAAACGUUUCGUCCGCUGCUCUUGUUUCGUCGUACCACCUCCUUCCAGUUGCUAAAGACGUCGUCAGAAGAUGGACAAACGAGACACAGGAGGCAAUCACUUCCAACAAAGUGUUCCCACAAACUCAGUAUGCUAUGCAUGAGCAUUACGGUGUUAACAAGCUUUUGACAGCAACCUACACCUACCAAUAUCACGCGUUAGGAUUGUUGUACCAUUUGAGAGACCACGACAAAAUGGCGCUAAUGAAGAUGAUCCAACAAUUCAACACACAACAGCCGCUGAAGAGCUCUCUUGCCACGGUCCAAUUGAUCAGAUACGUUGGAAAAUUGAUCGAAGAAGACUCACAUCUCACCCAAACUUUGUGGCCAUUCUUCCCAGGUUGGUUGAAGAACAAGAGUGACAUGGUUGAGUUGGAAGCAUCUAGGACCAUCCUUUCUUUGCCUAAGUUCUUGCCAGAGCAACAGAUGCAAGCCAUCAACACUCUUCAAACAUUGCUGAGUGUCCCAAGAACUGUGACUCGUUUCGCAGCAGUUAGAAUUCUUAACAAGAUUGCUAUGAAGAGUCCAGAGAAAAUCAUGGUGUGCAACCUGGAGCUCGAGUCCUUGAUCAACGACUCGAACAGAUCAGUGUCCACAUACGCUAUCACCACUCUGUUGAAAACAGGAAAUUCUGAAAACGUCGAUAGAUUGGUCAAGACUAUCAGUGGAUUCAUGGAUGACAUUUCCGACGAGUUCAAGAUCAUUGUUAUUGAUGCCAUUAGAACUCUGUCAUUGAAAUUCCCAGAUAAGCACAAAUCGAUGUUGAACUUCUUGAACGAUGUGUUGAGAGACGAGGGAGGAUUCAACUUCAAAAAUUCUAUUAUUGAGGCCAUUUUCGAUAUCAUCAAGUUCAUUCCUAAGUCCAGAGAGCUUGCCUUGGAGAUGUUGUGCGAAUUCAUUGAAGACUGUGAAUACACAGAAUUGGCUGUCAGAGUUUUGCAUCUUUUGGGAGAUGAGGGUCCUAAAACUUCCAAUCCAACACUUUACAUUAGACACAUUUACAACCGUGUUGUGCUAGAAAACUCGAUUGUCAGAUCUUCAGCCGUCAUUGCUUUGUCGAAGUUUGCUUUAAUCGGAGAUCAGUCCAUCACCAAGAGCAUCAAAAUUCUUUUGAAGAGAUGCUUACAGGAUGUUGAUGACGAGGUUAGAGAUAGAGCUGCUUUGUCUUUAAAAUUAUUGUCUACCAAGGACAUUGAACAGGCCAAAAGCUUCAUUGCUCCAACUUUCAAAUACUCUCUUCCAAUUUUGGAACAGCAGUUGGCUCUAUACGUCAGUAACGCUGACAAGGAGACAUUUGUGCAUCCAUUCGACAUCAAGGCUAUUCCAACAAUGACCGAGGAGGAGGCCAAGGCUGCUGAAUUCAAGGAGAAGACCACUAUCUACGAAGAACCAGUUGCUCAGGCUGCAGACAACUCUUCAGAGGAAGAGAAGGUUUCCGAGUCCGCCAGACACACUCUUUUGCAACAACAGUACGCUCAAGAGUUUGCUGCUAUUCCGGAAAUUGCAGCUUACGGACAGCUUUUGCAUUCAUCCAGUGUUGUGGAACUGACCGAAAAGGAAACCGAAUUUGUGGUGACCGCUGUCAAGCACAUUUUCGAGAGCCACGUUGUGAUUCAGUACGACGUGAAGAACACGUUGAGCGAAAUCCAACUGGAAGACGUUUCUGUGGUGGCCCAACCAGAAAACGAGGAGUACACGGAGGAAUUCCUCAUGCCAAUCGACGUUUUGAAAAUCAACUCGAGUGGAUCAAUUUACGUCUCUUUCAACAGACCAGAAGGUACUGUGCCUACCUCCAUUGCAAACACCCUAUCUUACACCACAAAGGAUGUCGAUCCGGCUACUGGUGAAGCUGCUGAGGACGAGGAAGGAUUCCCAGACGAGUAUCAAAUUGAAGACUUACCUGUGGUUCCUGGCGACUUUAUUGUCCCAGCAUUUACUGGUAACUUCACACACGCAUGGGACGAGUUGGAGCAUGAGAACGUCGCUGUUUUCAAUCUUGGAGAUGCUGCCACAACCGAUUUGCAGGAUGUGGUGACCAAGCUGAUCAAGACCAUGUCCAUGAUGCCAGCAGAAUCGACCGAUCUAGUCACAUCAAGCUCGAGUCAUACUCUUAAGCUGUUUGGUAAGAGCAUCGGUGGAGACAAGGUUGCUGCUAUUGUGAGGUUGGCAAGCAGUUCGAAAGGUGUGAUGAUGAAAAGUCAGGUGAGAUCGAGCGAUGACGAGUUGAGCCAGAUGGUGGCCAAUUAUAUUGAGUAA